Molecule: messenger RNA, 579 nt
Organism: Babjeviella inositovora NRRL Y-12698
Lineage: Eukaryota; Fungi; Ascomycota; Pichiomycetes; Serinales
Exons: 1
Coding region: 1-579 (192 amino acids)
Source: RefSeq, a predicted model, not a curated record
AUGACCGCUCUUGCCCUCAACCAAGCCCAAAUCCAAAACAGAGACAUCUUAAGCGACGUUGUCGGUGCUUUGACUACCGCUGUUGGCGGUAUCGCGUCUGUCGCUGGUGACAUCGACAGUGUUGCCACUAAGGUCGCGUCAGGUGCUGCUUCCGUCUUCACCAAGGCUACUGCAGGUGCCGCUUCUGUCGCUACCAAUGUUGCUACCAACGUGGCGUCUGUCGCAACCAACGGCGCUUCCCACAUCGAGUCUGUCGCAACCAACGCUGCUUCCCACAUCGAGUCUGUCGCUACCAACGCUGCUACCCACGUUGAGUCUGCCGCUACCAACGGUGCUUCGCACGUAAAGUCCGUCGCCAGUGAAGUUAAAAGCGACAUCAAGUCUUUAACCAGUGUUGCUGGUGGUGCCGCCUCUUCGUCCUCCCAGGCUAGUGCCGCCUCCUCGUCCUCCAAGGCUAGUGCCGCCUCUUCCUCGUCCUCCAAGGCUGGUGCCGCCGGCGUUGCUGCUCCAGGCAACUGGAAGGCUUCUGCCUUGAUCGGUGGUGUCUUGGGCCUUUCCGCUCUUUUGAGCAUCUUUUAA